Molecule: messenger RNA, 663 nt
Organism: Funneliformis mosseae
Lineage: Eukaryota; Fungi; Glomeromycota; Glomeromycetes; Glomerales; Glomeraceae
Source: the annotation of a GenBank genome assembly
AUGAAAGUUCCGCGAAAAAAUAAGGAACAAAAAGAAUAUUUUAAACAAAAGUCCGUUGUUGAAAAUACUCAUUUAUCAACAAACAGCUGGCUUAAAAAUUCGAAAAUUAUCGCGAAACAGUUGGACUGGCUGCAAUUUCCUGAUUUACAUUUGAUACUUGAUGGUAAAUUAAAAGAAUUAGCCGAAGUUGAUUUUGCAAUCUCCUAUACUUACUCGAGAAACGCCAUUAAGACUUUAAAAAGAAUCUUUUUUUAUAAUGCAAUUUUUCUUGGUCUUCGUGGUGGAGAGCAUUAUAAAUUAAAAUUUAGUCAUUUUCAUAAAAAAUAUGAUGGAGGUUAUGAUGUAAAUAUUACUCGAUCAAAGAUAAAACAAGGAGGUAUUGAAGAUCCAAAUAAUGGUUCUGAUGAUAAAUUACAAAUUCCAGAUCAUCCAAGUAUUAUUGCAGAUUAUGAUUUAUUUUUUAUCAAAUGUCCUGUUGAUGUAAAGGAGAAUUUUUAUUUACAGGAAAUAACUAAUGAAAAUGGAAAACUUCAAUUACAAGAAUUCCUUCAUAAUCUUGCAGUUGAAUGUGGAAUUUCUGUUGAAGGAAGAAAAAUUACUAACCAUUCUGGAUGUAAAUCCUUAGUUUCUUUAUUAAAGGAAUUAAAUUUUACAGAUAUUUAA